Messenger RNA from Lacerta agilis (Sand lizard), 2678 nucleotides. RefSeq names its product nuclear receptor subfamily 2 group C member 2 (gene NR2C2). The record is from RefSeq and is a predicted model, not a curated record. The transcript has 15 exons. The coding region runs from base 97 to 1998 and encodes 633 amino acids. Lineage: Eukaryota; Metazoa; Chordata; Lepidosauria; Squamata; Lacertidae. Gene Ontology annotation, biological process: positive regulation of transcription by RNA polymerase II; cell differentiation; positive regulation of embryonic development. Gene Ontology annotation, molecular function: zinc ion binding; nuclear receptor activity; RNA polymerase II cis-regulatory region sequence-specific DNA binding.
GGACAACUCAGGCCUGGCUAGAGACCCGUUGCGAAGCAGCCACGCCGGGCUUGUUUGGCGCCAAACCCUGAGGUUCUCUAAUGAUCCUCCUUCACCAUGACAACCAAUAUGGAGGUGCUGGCUCAGCAGAUAGUGGAGACACAGCAGGUGGCUGAGGUGCAAACUGUACAGACAACAUUAUCUGAAUCUCCAGUGAUGACCAGCCCUUCCCAACGAAUCCAGAUAAUCUCCACAGAUUCUUCAGUAGCUUCACCACAGCGCAUUCAGAUUGUCACAGAUCAGCAAACAGGGCAGAAAAUCCAAAUAGUAACAGCAGUGGACUCAUCAGUCUCCCCAAAGCAGCAGUUUAUAUUGGCUAGUCCAGACGGAACAGGAACAGGGAAAGUGAUAUUGGCUGCACCUGAGGCUUCUAAUACCAAGCAACUUAUCUUUACCACCACAGAUAACAUUGUGCCAGGCAGAAUACAGAUUGUGACUGACUCUGCCUCUGUGGAACGUUUGUUGGCUAAAACUGAUGUCCAGCGACCCCAAGUAGUAGAAUAUUGUGUUGUCUGUGGAGACAAGGCAUCAGGUCGUCACUAUGGUGCUAUCAGUUGUGAAGGAUGCAAAGGCUUCUUUAAAAGGAGUGUGAGGAAAAAUCUGACCUAUAGUUGCCGUAGCAACCAGGACUGUAUCAUCAAUAAACACCAUCGGAAUCGCUGCCAGUUUUGUCGGCUAAAAAAAUGCCUUGAGAUGGGAAUGAAAAUGGAAUCUGUACAGAGUGAAAGGAAGCCAUUUGAUGUGCAGCGUGAGAAGCCAACGAACUGUGCUGCUUCAACAGAAAAAAUCUAUAUCAGAAAGGACUUGAGAAGUCCUCUAAUAGCAACCCCAACUUUUGUAGCAGAUAAAGAUGGGGCUAGAUCAGCUGGCCUUCUUGAUUCAGGGAUGCUUGUGAAUAUUCAGCAGCCGUUAAUAAGGGAAGAUGGUACAGUGCUCCUGGCUACAGAUUCCAAGGCUGAGACAAGCCAAGGUGCCUUGGGGACACUAGCAAAUGUUGUAACUUCACUUGCUAGUCUAAACGAGUCGCUUAAUAAUGGAGACACUUCUGAAAUUCCACAAGAAGACCAAUCUGCAAGUGAGAUCACUCGUGCAUUUGAUACUUUGGCUAAAGCACUUAACACCACAGAUGGAGUAACAGCUCAGAAUCUGGCAGAUGGGAUGGAUCCCACUGGUGGUGGGAACAUUCAUGUAAUCAGUAGGGAUCAGUCUACGCCAAUCAUUGAAGUUGAAGGACCCCUCCUUACAGAUACUCAUGUGACAUUUAAGUUAACCAUGCCAAGCCCAAUGCCGGAGUAUCUGAAUGUGCAUUACAUUUGUGAGUCAGCAUCCCGCUUACUUUUUCUUUCCAUGCACUGGGCUAGAUCCAUUCCUGCUUUUCAAGCACUAGGGCAGGACUGUAAUACAAGCCUCGUCCGUGCAUGCUGGAACGAACUGUUUACUUUAGGCCUUGCACAAUGUGCACAGGUGAUGAGCUUGUCAACUAUUCUGGCAGCCAUUGUCAACCAUCUACAGAACAGCAUACAGGAAGAUAAACUUUCUGGAGACCGAAUAAAACAAGUGAUGGAACACAUCUGGAAGCUUCAGGAGUUCUGUAAUAGCAUGGCUAAGCUUGAUAUUGAUGGAUAUGAAUAUGCUUACCUUAAAGCUAUAGUCCUCUUUAGUCCUGGUAAGGCAUUUGAUCACCCUGGUCUCACAAGCUCCAGCCAAAUAGAAAAAUUCCAGGAGAAAGCUCAGAUGGAGUUACAAGACUAUGUUCAAAAAACAUAUCCAGAAGAUACUUACAGACUAGCCCGGAUUCUAGUUCGCCUGCCAGCACUUAGACUGAUGAGCUCUAGCAUUACUGAAGAACUCUUUUUUACUGGGCUCAUUGGAAAUGUUCCAAUAGACAGUAUCAUCCCUUACAUAUUGAAAAUGGAGACAGCAGAAUAUAAUGGCCAAAUAACAGGCUCAUCUUCCUAGAAGAGAUCAGUGCGUCUUCACAGAUCAACCGAGUAAUCAUAAUACACCGAUUAACCUUGGCAUUAUGUACAAAUAUUUUGAUCAUGUUCCCUUUUCUUGUUAAAUUUAUUCCUUUCCAUAUUGAAAGACAACUUAUUCCUAUCCACAUUGAAAAACAAGAUUUUAAAACCUGUAAAAAAUGCUUUUUCUAGGAUCCACUUCUGCCAGAAGAAAUACUUUAAUGCCUUUUGAUGAAAGGGUUACAGGGAGUUGCUGAGCAAGAUUUUUAUUUGGAAAUUAUCAGUGAGCAAAAAUAGGUUCUAUAAUAUCAGAAUACUUGUUAAAAAGUACUUAAGUAAGAACGCUGGCUUGGAUCCAAAGAACUGCAGGUGGAGUUCUGCUCAUGAAAUGAGUCUCUCUUAAUCCCUCUGCCUUCAUGCAGCCAUGCCAAGUCACGCCUAAGCAGUAACAACCCAUGCAGCAGUGCAGGUGAGGCACCACUGCUCUUGAUUUUCAGGCGCAGUAUGCCACUGGCACACUCUCUCUUCUUCACAGGAUGGAGAGGGGUGAGGAGUUCAGGGCUACGUAGGCACAUGAGGGCAUAUGUUUGGCUCUGUGAUGCCACACAAAUCUGAUUGGCAAGUCUGAUUGGCUCUAUCAUGCCACCCAGCCCCAAGUAGCUCACCGGGGCAAGACGGUUU